AUGGCGACCCUGCCGGUAGGGGAGGACAAAUGGGUGGACUACGUCGCUGAGAACAGGAGACACGCCAACGACCUGGAAAAGCGCGUUCACGUAAUCGAAUUGUUCAAGCUCGCCAUCGAGGCAGAGCCCAACAGCGUCAGGGUUUGGCGCGCAUACUGCGAAUACUUUUGGUCCCUGUACGUUGACAGUCAGACCCCCGAAUCCGGAUGGACCGACGAGGAACGCCUUAUGGGCCGCGAGCUCUUCUCUCUCAACGCCGCCCUCAGCCUUUGGCAGCAAGGUUACGAAUCCAUCCAGUAUCGCAUCAACGACAGCCAUGAACUGUGGAAUCAAUGGAUCUCUCUUGAACGCGCCAUGCUUGCCGGCACACGCACCGCCGAGGGCAUCCGGCGCAUUACCUUCCUCUAUACCGAUCGCCUCCAAGUUCCUCACGUUACCCGCGACGAUACUGCGCAAGCCUUUUCCGAGUUCCUUUCCACCUAUAACAAAGCUGCCUGGGAGGAGACCAUGCAAGCUGUUACCGCCAAGUCACAGGAGGCCAAGAAGCUCACCGAGGAUCGCGACAUGUUCGAGCUGAAGCUCAGACAGGCUCGCCAAGAGGGAAAGGAAGACGUUUACCGCGCUCUGAUGAAAGAAUAUCUGGAAUGGGAAUGUAAUCAGAGCAAGAGAAGCAACAAACACGCCGAGGCUACUGGUGACCUUUGCAGAGGCCUCUACGCAAGAGCUUUGACAGGGGUUUUCGCUUUUGACGACACCAUCUGGAACGAGUACGUUCGAUUUCUCUCCACAUCUGGCACUUACGCUCAGUCGCCUCAGGGCAUGGUUGACGUCUUACGGCGAGCCGUGGACCAUUGCCCUUGGUCUGGUACCAUCUGGUCCCGGUACAUUUUGACUGCAGAAGAUGCCAGACUGCCUUUCAACGAGAUCGAACAAAUCAAGCACAAGGCCACCAGCAAUCCCGAGCUCUAUAAGAACGGCAUGGCCGCUCUCCUUGACAUGUAUGCUGCGUGGUGUGGUUUCCUCAAACGAAAAGCCAUGGAUCUCAACGCAACCGACGAGGACGUUGAUGUAGCCGACAUGGGCUUGCGUGCCGCCCUCGAAUUCGUCGAUCAAGCCAAGAACCGAUAUGGCGAUAGCUACAGAGGCGAUCCCAACUUCCGUUUGGAGCGGAUUUACAUCCAAUAUCUGACUGAGAAGAAGCGCAAUUUGGAUGAGGCGAGAGGUCUCUGGCACAAGCUGGCUGAAAAGCAGCUGUACGCUGAUAGCUACGACUUCUGGUUGAACUACUACCUCUGGGAAAUGAUGGUAUUUGCUUCCAGUGGCAAGGAUCGCAGCCCGACCCCUUCGACGGCUGCGAUAGGUCUGCGAGUGCCAUCUGUGGCUACGGCGGUGCUCGGCAGGGCAAUAAAGAGAAAGACUCUGGACUGGCCCGAAAGAGUCAUUGACGUGUAUGUGCAGCAUUGCAACGACUACGAGCUGCCUAGCACGGUACGCAACGCUAUCGAUACCGUUUACGAAACGCGCAAGGAGGUUGCGAAGCGGAGAGAGAGAGAGGCCGCGCAAGCGGCGGAAUACUAUGCGGCCGCCCAGGCGCAGGAACAACAGGCUGCUCACGCAGCCCAAUCGGCAGAUGACGAUUCGUCCUCUAGCUCCAAGAGAAAGCGAGACGACGAGACUGAGACAGUCGACGCGACGGCGAACAAGAGACCCAAGAACGAUGCCGCCGAGGCAGAGGCUACGGCGCUGAAGCAGCAGCAGAGCCUGAAGAGAGAUCGGGAGAACACGUCGGUCCUGGUUAGCAGACUUCCAAGUGAAACCACAAAAACCAAAAUACGGCAGUAUUUCAAAGAGUAUGGCCACAUCGUCGAAGUUACGGAUCCCGCUAUUGACCCUCAAGACAACACCCAGACCGUCAUGGUAGAGUUCAGGACACCGGAGGAGGCGCAAUCGGCACUUCUCAGAGACGGGAAGUACUUUGGCACAGCCCAGAUCAGCGUCGAGCCUGGCACUGAUUUGACGCUGUAUGUCACGAACUACCCCCCUACCGCGGACAAAACGUAUCUCAGCAAGCUCUUCCAGGACUGCGGCGAAGUCUUAAGCAUCAGAAUGCCCAGCCUAAAAGGCAACGUCCGCCGAAGAUUCUGUUAUGUGACGUUUCGCGACCGAGCCGCCUCUGCCAAAGCUUCUGAAAUGAAUGGCAUUCUUCUCGAUGGCAGGUUCAAAUUGGUGGCGAUGUACUCUGAUCCCUCGCGGGCAAAGAAGCGUGAAGGCGCUGUUGAAGAGGGUCGUGAGCUCCACAUCACUGGCCUUGACCCGGCAGCAAUCGAGGAGGACAUUGAAAAAGUGUUUUCCAAGUAUGGUACUGUCAAGCGCACCAACAUCCCGAGGAACAAGGGUGGCAAGGCCCACGGAGUGGCUUACGUCGAGAUGGAGACCAAGGCGCAGGCUGAGGCUGCUGCGUCCGAGUUGGACAAAGCCAAGCUACGCAACAGCAUCAUGUCCGUGCAAAUUUCGACACCCAGCAACUUCAAGAGGACGGCAAUUGCCUCAAAAGAGGACGCAUCCCCCGCACCAAGCCGGGACAACGAAGGGGACGAGACUAUGACGGACAGCAACGGCGACUCACGUCAAGUUGGCCCCAACCGAGCUGAGAUUGCCUCGCGGACGAUUGCCCUCCUCGACAUCCCCGACACGGUCAAUGACGCACGUAUCAAGGAAAUUGUUGAGCAAAAAGUUGGGGGCUUCAAAAGUCUCGUUUUACAGCCCAGCCACGGCGGUGCCAAGAUCGAGUUCGAGGACGCGGCCAGCGCGGGCCGCGCUGCCCUUCAACUUGACGGUUACAUCCUGGAUGGCCGUAGAUUGCGAACGGGAACCGUCGAAGAGUUGAAGCAAUCCAAAGGGGAGAUUCGCACUGACAAGAUCGUUUAUGGUACAGGGGGGAAGAAGCAGAGCGACAAGCCCUCCACCUCUAAAACCACCGGAGCGACCUUGAUUCCGCCGUCCACGACUGUCAGGCGUCCGGUUCUGGGCAGGGGUGGUGCCAAACGAGGAUUGGGAUUUCUUCCGAAAGCGGUGGCUGUGGGAGGCGCAGGUGGGAAUGGAAAGCCGCAGCAGCAGUCUGAUACCAAGGUGAACGGUGCUAGUGUUGGAGAGGGGGAGACACGGAAACCGAUGAAGAGCAACGCCGACUUCAAGGCAAUGAUACUGGGAUCUAAUGCGACCAAAGAAGAUGGUGAGGGGAGGAACGGUAACGGGCAGGCUGGGGAAGGCCAGCACUAA
Colletotrichum aenigma is the source of this 3279-nucleotide messenger RNA. Its product is annotated as putative RNA-binding protein. Lineage: Eukaryota; Fungi; Ascomycota; Sordariomycetes; Glomerellales; Glomerellaceae. Gene Ontology annotation, cellular component: nucleus; cytoplasm; ribonucleoprotein complex. The record is from RefSeq and is a predicted model, not a curated record. Gene Ontology annotation, biological process: RNA processing. The transcript has a single exon. Gene Ontology annotation, molecular function: protein binding; mRNA binding. Bases 1 to 3279 code for a protein of 1092 amino acids.